AGACUCUUAAGAUAAAGAGAAGAUGUGCAGCUGAUGGUUGAAACUGGCUUAGAGGCAUUCAGAUUCUCCAUCUCUUGGUCUAGGCUUACACCCAAUGGAAGAGGUUCUGUUAACCCAAAGGGUUUACAGUUCUACAAGAAUUUCAUCCUUGAACUUGUAUCCCAUGGAAUUGAACCACAUGUUACACUGUACCAUUACGAUCAUCCUCAGCAACUCGAGGAUGAAUAUGGAGGAUGGCUCAACCGCAGAAUUAUAAAAGACUUUACAGCUUAUGCAGAUGUUUGCUUCAGAGAGUUUGGGAACCACGUAAAAUUCUGGACCACAAUAAACGAGGCUAAUAUAUUCACUGUAGGAGGUUACGACGGUGGGAAUACACCGCAUGGUCGUUGUUCUACCUGCUUGUCAGGCAACUCAUCGACUGAACCAUAUAUCGUAGCCCAUAACUUGCUUCUUGACCACGCCUCUGCUUCAAGGCUAUACAGACAAAAGUACAAGGAUACACAAGGAGGUUCUGUAGGCUUUAGCAUAUUUGCAAUAGGAUUUAGACCUAGUACAAACUCCAAGGAUGAUGAAAUGGCAAUCCAAAGAUUCAAAGAUUUCUUCUUCGGCUGGAUGCUGGGGCCUCUUACAUAUGGAGACUAUCCAGAAGGAAUGAAAAGAAUACUAGGAACAAGACUGCCAGUUUUCACAAAGAAAGAAUCAGAACAAGUUAAAGGCUCCUCUGACUUUGUAGGGGUCAUUCACUAUCUUGCUGCUUCUAUCUCAAACGCCCAAUCCCAACCUUCUCUUCCAGGGAACUCUGCUUUUUUUACAGACAUAGGCGCGUCUUUGACAUGUAGGAAUUAUAACCCCCAAUCCACAAUCAGAACUUCUUUCUUCUCCUCCUUGCGGUAA
This is a messenger RNA of Brassica oleracea var. oleracea, 894 nucleotides long. RefSeq names its product beta-glucosidase 3-like. The transcript is spliced from 7 exons. Gene Ontology annotation, biological process: carbohydrate metabolic process. Bases 34 to 894 code for a protein of 286 amino acids. NCBI's taxonomy places the organism in Eukaryota, Viridiplantae, Streptophyta, Magnoliopsida, Brassicales, Brassicaceae. The record is from RefSeq and is a predicted model, not a curated record. Gene Ontology annotation, molecular function: beta-glucosidase activity.